Molecule: messenger RNA, 3623 nt
Organism: Salvelinus sp. IW2-2015
Lineage: Eukaryota; Metazoa; Chordata; Actinopteri; Salmoniformes; Salmonidae
Product: transmembrane protein 240-like
Source: RefSeq, a predicted model, not a curated record
UGACCAGCCUUUCAAAGCACUUCAUAAGUACAGAUGUGAGUGCUACAGGGUGAUAGUCAUUUAGGCAGGUUACAUUGGAGCUCAUGGGAACAGUGGUGGUAAGCUUGAAACAUGUUGGGAUUACAGACAAGGAUAGAUUGAACAUGUCAGUGAAGACACUUGCCAGCUGUUCUGCGCAUGCUUUGAGAACACGCCCUGGUAUUCCGUCUGGCUCCGCGGCCUUGUGAUUGUUAGCCUAUUUAAACAUUUUGCUCACAUCAGCCACGAAGAGCGAGGUCACACAGUCAUCUGGAAAAACAGGAGCUUUUUUCCCAGAAAAACAAAAGCCAUGUAGUUCGUUUGGGAGUCCUGCAUCGCUGGGGAACUCAUGGCUGGGAUUCCCUUUGUAAUCCGUUAUUGUCUGCAAGCCCUGCCACGUACGAUGAGCGUCUGAGCGGGUGUAAUAUGAUUCCACCUUCCUCCUAUAUUGUUUUUUCUCAUGUUUGAUGUCUCAUCGGAUGUCGUAGCAGGUUUUCUUGUAUGCGUUCGUGUCCGUUUUCCGUCUCUACCCUUUAGCCCAGCGCGGAUAUUGCUUGUAAUCAAUGGUUUUUGGUUUGGAUACGUUCUUAUAGUCACUAUGUAUAGUAUACAAUCAAUAUAGUAUAAGAUCAAUUAAUCAAUCAAUGUACAUGAGGAAAGAGAGAUAUUAAAACAAACUAUUCUUAAAAUCAACCUGGAACAAAGCAUGCUGGGAAAUAUAAUAAUAAUGAAGCCACUCCCACAUCUUUUUUUCUAUCUGAGAAAGUAAACAGAAAUUAACUCUACCCAGUUGAGUAACAAAAAACCACGCGAUUGUAAAGAUUUCUUGAAUCAAAUGUCCUGUCACUUCAAUUUCUAAUGACUAAAUGCACUCUAAACAGGACAAUGGGAAAGUAAUCACUACUGUUUCAAAUCUGAACACUUAGGAGAUAUACUGUAGGUGUUUUCCUGGUUGGAAACGAACAGGAAAAAGCUGACUCACGUUUAAUCUUGCAUUCUAACACCUAUGUUCUAGAUGAGAAAACUUAUUGGCAAAUCUAAAUUACUUAUGCUUAAGUUUUUAACACUGACCUUUAUGUUAAUAACUUAUCACGUUUCAUGGUUUUACAGUGUGCAGGUGAUAGUGCACUGUUUAUGGUGGAUGGUCCAUCAAUAUUUUGUUGUUAUUUAUAAGACAAAGAAUGUUGACAAUUCUGUUUAGGUCGACUCACCUCAAAGAUCACUGGUGAACUAGUGAUGUAAAGCAUCUGCAAUAAUGCAUUAUCUGCAUGUAGCCUACAGCAUCUCCUAUCACUUUUAUCAUCUCAUUACAGUCUGUACAUCAACGAUGUAUGAAACAGCUGUUGAACUAUGCUCUUGUACAUGAUGGAAAUGACUGGGUCUACAUUCCCACAGUGUGACAUGUCACUUAAGAAUAGUUUGUUUUAAUGUCUCUGCUUUCUCAUGCACAUUGAUUGAUUAAUUGAUAUUAUACUAUAUUGAUUGACUUGUUUGUGCUCUCCACAUCCUCCUUUUUUUGUUGGCACAUACAGUACCUUUCUCCCUUGCAACUCUCUGUCCACUGGGGACAGACGCCGUUUUAAUGUCUAGUUUUUGGUUGAGUUGUCAAAUAACGAGAAUUCAACAUUCACAUCAUUGGAUUUAGGUUAAAAGUUGGGUGAAAAAAAGACUAAAUUCCCUUACGUUGAUUACUUUUUGAAAAUCCAAUCAGUUUUCCACGUUGAUUCAACGUCAUCACAUUGUAGUUGUAGUUGAAAUUAUGUGGAAACCACAUUGAUCCAACAAGUUUUUCUCCAGUGGUUGCCCACGUCAACACUCUUCUUGCUGCUAUGGUUUCUCUCUACUGGGAGUGAUUCCUGCAGCCCAGUGGUAGAGGGGGCUGGUCCACAUGCACCACCCCAAGCCCCACCUCCCAUGGGGCAGCGAGGCCAGCUGUUAGUGAUGCGUCGACUGUGCUGCCCUCCAGCUGCAGCUGUUCACCGCUCAAUGAUGGGGCUGACAGCAGCACGCCCACCCAACCUCAUCUAUCCAUCCAGCCAUCCCACUCACCCACACAGCGCUACAGCAAAGCACCAUGUGCACUAUGUGAUCCCGUAUGAUGGGGACCAGUCUCUGGUGGACUCUGCAGAUAACUACUUUGUGAGUGACAGUGUGACCAAGCAGGAGCUGGACCUGAUGCUGGGGCUGCUGCUGGGCUUCCUCCUCAGCUGGCUGCUGCUGUGCCUGGACGGGGUGCUGCACGCUGCCCUCAGACGUUGGAGGGCCAAACAGCACCAUGAUGCGUUCUCCUGGUCAUGGGUUCCCCGCUUCUGUAACCUGGGGAGAAGGGUGCACAUGAGAAAGCUAGAGGACUCAAGUGGAAACAUGGUGCACAUUAAGCAGAAGAUGUACCACAACGGACACCCCAGCCCACGCCACCUCUGAAAGCCAUGGACAACGGACACCCCAGCCCACACCACCUGAGAGCAUUAGACUGGCUGAGACCAUAGACUGAGACCUGCUGACAACUGACCAACCAGACACAAGGGCAGCUAAACAAAGACUAUCCAAGAUAUACCCUUCAAACCAUACUGUUUCUUAUUGCCACUGGAUAGAGCACUUUAACUGGCCCAAUGGCCUUCACACACAGUGCAAAACUCCUCACCGUCCAUAUCUGUCUUGACUGGAAAUGAUUUCAUGUAAAAGGAUGUAGGUAAUGGAGGGUCCAGUUAGUAGUGGGGUAAGCAAUUUGAUAAAAGCGUGUCAGUUUUUCAAAAUAGUAUAUAUAUAUUUGGUUUAGAAUGUCAAUUUUGCUAGAAGUGGGGAUAGGGUGUAUAUUUUGCUUAGGGUUUGUCCAUUUGUAGAACAGUUUGUUUAUUUUGCCUGAAUAUGCCCGUUAUAAAAUAAAAAUAUUUAUUUUGCUUGAGGGUGGUCAAAUUUUGAGAGGGAUUUGUGUAUUGGUAGUACUUUGUCUAUUUUAAAAACUUGGCAUGUGAAAGCUGUACUGAAAGGGGCCUAGGGAAUGUAUUUUACAUGGGUGGUUGUCAUUUCUUUCUUGGUUAUUGAUGUCAAUAAUUACACAUUAUUUGGGGUGGGAACGAGAACAUAAAUGCUGCCUGCUCAUCUAACUGUGUGGUGUGUACAGUAUAUGCAGUGUGCCAACAUUAAAGAACCAUUAGUUAUGGCAAUGUUGUAUGUGUGUGUUGUUAAGGGGUUAAAGGUUUUAUUUGGUCCAGAGGGUCAUCACCAUGGAAACCUGGAGAUGAAAUUCCAAAGAGGGUUAAACUCAGGAACUCUUUAUAGUUGACAAAAUACUUCACACUGAACAGCCAGAUGUAGAGUGCCUCCAUAAUAGUAGCUGUGAAAGGGACUGCCUGUGGUGUAUUAACUCAUACAGGUGCAAAAUGCUCUUGUUAUGGCAUUGAAGAGUGAUACUGUAUGAGGACUGUGACCCAUUGGGAUCCUGAGUGUUCCUCCCUUAUGAAUUAGUCUCUAGGGAGUGGGAUGUAGCACCCUUUCACUUCAACUCCCCAUCCUCCCUAGACCACCCCCGUCUCUCUGUGCAGACAUCGGUGUUGUAAAAAUUAAAUGUUUGUUUCAUUAAAACGGACCACUGGAGGUUAACA